Messenger RNA from Seriola aureovittata, 5284 nucleotides. RefSeq names its product adhesion G protein-coupled receptor A1a (gene adgra1a). Gene Ontology annotation, molecular function: G protein-coupled receptor activity. Gene Ontology annotation, biological process: G protein-coupled receptor signaling pathway; cell surface receptor signaling pathway. Bases 364 to 2358 code for a protein of 664 amino acids. The record is from RefSeq and is a predicted model, not a curated record. NCBI's taxonomy places the organism in Eukaryota, Metazoa, Chordata, Actinopteri, Carangiformes, Carangidae. The transcript is spliced from 7 exons. Gene Ontology annotation, cellular component: glutamatergic synapse; plasma membrane; postsynaptic density.
UCUAUAGUGGUAAAUUGAGCGCAGCCACUAUCUCCACUGACCUGGAUUGAACAGGGUCUGAUUCGCUCUCAGCUGUGGAAAAGACGCCACCGCAGAUGGAGUCGGGACCGGGAGGCCGUGACUGCCCGUCACCGCUGCUCCUGCAGCCGCGGAGUUGUAGGAAGAGUACUGAUCUGCUGGAAAGACCCCUGUGAUCUGAUCAUCCUCUGCUGCUACAGUAGUGUUUGAGACAUCAACAUAGUUAAAAAUCGCUGCUGAAAUCAUCAUACUCUACAUGGACCCGCAGGGCGCAGCGAAGGGGGGAGCGGGGGCCUCCGGAAGAGACCAGAGCUUCACAACUCAAGUCUAACUCCACUAAGGCUCAUGGAUUUGAAGAGAGUGUUGUCAUUCCCACCAUACCCUGGGGAUUACCUGCAUCCAGUGGUGUAUGCCUGCACUGCAGUCAUGCUGCUCUGUCUGCUUGUCUCCAUCAUGACCUAUAUUGUUCACCACAGUGUGAUCCGCAUCAGCAGGAAUGGCUGGCACACACUCCUCAACUUCCUCUUCCACACAGGACUAACAUUUGGAGUUUUUGCCGGGGGCAUCAAUCAGAUCAACCUACCUUUUGUGUGUCAGAUUGUCGGCAUUGUGCUCCACUAUGCUUCUUUGUCUACCAUGAUGUGGCUGACGUUUGCUGCUAGGAACAUCUGUAAAGAUGUGUCCAAAGACCCACUUCGGGCCCAGGACAGGAAUGGGCUGGCCCAGACUCGCACCAAACCAACCAUCCUCAGAUUUUAUCUUGUUAGUGAUGGAAUCCCUCUCAUAAUUGUUGGAGUCACAGCAGCAUUUGGUAUGGAUAACUAUGGCAGCAGGGAUGAUGCUUUGUAUUGCUGGAUGGCAUGGGAACCAAGUCUGGGAGGUUUCUAUGCUCCCAUGACUCUUCUGGUCUUAGUCAUGUCUGUGUACCUCUUGUGCACCUACAUCCAGCUCAAAUGCCACCCAGAGAGGAAGUAUGAGCUGCAAAUUCUCAGUGAGGAGCAGCAGCAGUUGUCAUCCAGCGAUUCAAACCAUCACUGCCACACAGACACUGGUGGAACUUCUGGACCUGCUGGGGACUGCCCACCAUUUGCUACUGGUGUAUCAGUGCUGGCCAAUGAGCACUCAUUUAAAUCUCAGCUUCGGGCCACAGCCUUCACCCUCUUUCUGUUCCUGGCUACCUGGGCUUUCGGGGGAUUGGCAGUAUCACUGGGGCAUUUCCUGGAUAUGAUAUUCAGCUGCCUCUAUGGGGCUUUUUGUGUCACUCUGGGACUCUUUCUUCUCAUCCAACACUGUGCCAAACGUGAUGAUGUGUGGCAUAGCUGGUGGGCUUGUUGCCCCACUAAGUCCAAGACAGAGGAUGGCAAUGGAGGUGGAAAGAGCCAAAGGCAGGGGCUCCAUCAGCCUCACUGCCACCUAAACUCCCCAUGCUCAGGCAAGCAGCCGCUGCUCUCUCCUCACCUUGUGCAGACUUCUUACCAUAAAAUGACGGCACCUCCCCAAAGCCCCACACCCAACCACACAGGUCCAUGCUGUGUGGCUGUGAUGAGUCCUGUCACUACAACCCCCAUCUCACCUCUCAGUGAGCCAAUGCCCUCACCACAUCCACAGUCACUUCCUGACGAACUUCCUUAUCCUGUUCUGCCCCUGCAGAGCUGCCUUACUGACAGAACAAAGUCACGCUCCUUCAACCGCCCACGCCCAUGCCUCCAGGACUACCGUUCUCACAUGGCUUCCACCAGUAUGGAUGGCAGUGUGCACAGCUCACACCUAGACAGCCCUCAUGCUGCACACCAUCUUGAAGGCUCACCACUGGUUUCCAACAGCCCACACCCAGACCUCCAGCUUCCCUGCCUCAGUCCUCACUUGGAUAAACAGCUGGUUUCCUGCCAGAGCUUACAACGCCAGACCUCCUGCCACAGUGUACAAGACAUAAUGACUUCCUGCCACAGCCAUGCACACAACAUGCAUGACAGCAUCAGUUCCUGUCACAGCCUCCUCCUGCCUUCUCAUGGGAUCCACGCCUGCCAGUGGCACAUGUACAGCUCAGCUGAUCAUUCUUCCACCACAAGCUGCUGUGAGAAACCCGAUCCCUUCGCCUUGCAGUAUCAGCAAGAUGCUUACAGCUGCAUGUCAAAGACAACAGACAAAGAAAAGGAUAAUCACUGCGAAGAGGUGGAGCAGAAAGGUUUCCCCAGAAAUACUCUGCCUCGGCAGCACGCCACUGUCAGCCUACGAGGCGCCAUCAGCCGAAACAGGAGCCUGCAGGAGGAUGGCCUGUUUGGUUCAGAUGCCACAAGAAACAUACGAACUGGCCCUUGGAGAAAUGAAACCACUGUAUAAUUUUCUUAUGCUUGUACGUGUGAGACCUUACAGCCACUCCAUAAGUGUUUGGGCCUCACUGCCUUCAACUUUGCCCUUAAAUUACAGGUUGAACUUUCAGUGGGGCCUUUAUUUAACAUUUCAGAACCCUUUAUAACAAAGUUAUAUUUGUGUGUUACAAAUUGUGUGUUUUUAUGAGGAAUCUUCAAGAACAGUUAAAUUAAUGUUGAAUUAAUUUUCUGCUCCAUGCAGUUUAAAGUUGCAGUCAGUAUUGUCUGGCUCGCGAGGGCCACAGUGAUUCAGUAGGGAUCAGCUCAUCUGAGUUAGGAACUACAUGGACCUGUUAAGACCUCUACUCCUUCCUCUACCCUUGACCAAGGAACUGGAGUUUUAAACAUUUCUAUUGGGAUGGAACAUAGAAAUUUCCUCACUUGGCUUUUUGGGUAGAGAUCUUCACCUGUUUGGACCCAAUCUGAAACUGCCCUGUGGGGAAUAAGAUGUGAAUAGGCCUAAAGAUAAUUACACCUGAUCCAAUCCAGUAUUAUGCAAAGACGACGUAUCACUGAUUGCACCUUUAAGUUGGAUUGAUCUCUUUUAAAAAGAUCUAUAUUUGUUCAUGUUAUGUUUCAAACAGCAUUGUUAGACACAAUAUAAUUUUAAAUAUGAGUUACAUGUAUGAUUUUAAUUAGUGUGAGCAUGUGUGUUUUUUAUGUGUGCAACAGUGCAUGGGUAGGUACAUAGAGAUGUGGUGUGUUGGUGCUAUAUGUAUUUGUUAUUAUGGAUCCACACUUGCAGAAUUUUACAUUUAUGAAUAUCUUGAUAAAAUAUUUAUGAAGUCUGAAGAUUUUCUAUGGAGACACUUUAUGUAUGCUGCCAAAUAGAGUCAAAUAGACUCUUGUCUGACAAAUAUUGCACUAUAUGUACCAUAGUAACCCUCACUUUGUGAGAUGAUAAUUCAAAAGAAAAGUGCAAUGUGCUACAAAGCACAAACUUUGUCCAGUGCCAGUCUAUGUGCCAGUUUUCACUGUGAUGAGAAACUACACACAACUCAUUCUCAACAUUGUUUGUAGUAUCAUACAAACUUGAACUCAGGUUUUUAAAAGAUUUUCAGCAACUCUUUGAAGUUGUUCCAGAAACUUCCAUAUGUGUUCUCCAGAUUUACGAGUUAAGCCAGGCCUAUGUCAAUAAAUCAGGCUAAAUUUCAGUUUCAUAAAGUAGUUAAAUAAGUCUAUAAGUCUCUAGAUAAAGUUACCAUGACAAUGUAUCCUUUGUCAGGUUAGCUUUCAGAUUUACUUUCACCUCAGGCCUAAUCAAUGUAACCCAGACAUGAGAGUGUCCUCUCCUGUGAGCAGAACGCUGAACAGUGCCCUUCAAAGUUAUCCCAACUUGACAUGGUCCUACAGUAAUUCCUAUGUUCAGUGUAUCAGCUCCGGCUUCUCUUUAGGUCCCAGUCUUCUGUAUUGUGAAUUGAUUCGACCUACCCCUCAUGUCUCAAGUCUUGUUUUAUAGAAAUAGUUUGAUAUAGUGGGAAAUGAGAAAAUUGAUGUGACUCUCAUGUUUGUGCAGAUCUAGCUUCAGUAGGUGAUUAACCUACCUUAGUAUAAUGACCGGAAAUGGGAAAACAGCAAGCCUGGCUCAAAAAGUAGUCGCAUCAUGUAACACCCCCUAAACCCACAAACUGUAAUUUUUACAUUUUUGUCACAAAUUAAAGGCUGAUUGUUUCCCCAGAUCUGUACGUAAUACAAAGGCAUGAUUAAUCUUCUUAUAUUCUCAAAAAGACAGUGACUAAGAACAUUUCCCAAAAUGUUGAACUAUUACUUUUAAGUCACGAACAAGCAGUUCUUAAACCAAACUGAAUUAGGCCGAUCACAUUAGUGCUCAUUUAGCUUUAUACAACAGCUUCAACCUGUAAAACAUAACCCAAUCCUUGAUCACAGAAAGAGUAGUCCCACAAAAUAAAGUUACAUGAGCACAUACUGAGACAUUUUUAGCAAAGAUCAUAAAUUAUAUUUUGUAGUGAGAAUAAAUUUGAGCAAACAAAAAUCCAUUCUGUGGUCAGUAAUCCUAUUUAUAGCUAACCUGGUGUAGGAGGUAUCAUUGACAAGGCCGAGUCCUUUCCACAACAGUCUGGGUCCUUUGCUGCAUGUCAUCCCCACUCUCUCCACAUAUAUAUAUAUAUAUAUAUAUAUAUAUUUUACACACACAUAAUAAAUAUAUGUACAUAAAAAUACAUACAUACAUAAUUUUUCUUGAAAAAAAGGGAUGAAACACAAAUGUAAUGCCAUGGAAAUACAGUUAUGGAAGAAGUGAGGGAAAUGGCUUGAUUUAUUCAAUGGUUUAUUAUUUUAUCAGUCUUAAUCAUGGUUUAGAUUGUUAGACUUACUUAAUUCAAAUUCUUCACAUUAAAUUGUGCUUUUCUGAGCCUUCUUUUUGAACCUCUCAGGUUCAUGGUAUUUAGCGGCAUAUUUGGAAUUUCACUCAGUUAAAUUUAUACUUACAUUUUAUACUACUUUUAGGCCAUAAUCAGGCCUUCAUAUGGAAUCUAGUAUUACAUUUAUGGAGGGAUGAGUCAUAUCACUGUUAUAUAUUGUAGGUCAAACACAAAAAGUUCACUUAUAUGUCACCAUAUCCCAGUUUGUGACACUAGCCUUCAGGCUGCUGAUGAUGACUGUGAACAUGUGAUGUGUUGUUGUGCCCCAGUGUUGGGACAGCUUUAAGCGUCUUCCCAGGUCAGGGACAGGUAUCACCUGUUAGUGUUGAAAUGAAUGAUGCUGUCAAAAACAUGAGACCAUUUUAAUGUGGCAUUCUUGAUUUGUCACAUCUAUUAUAUAUAUAUUAUAUAUUUUCAACAGUGUAAAGAAACAAGUGGACACCUUGUAAGACAAAGCGAGUAUAUGAGCACUGUGUGUUGUCUGCACCAGAAAUAAAGAUAUACUGUGAGACACUG